Molecule: messenger RNA, 1938 nt
Organism: Diaporthe amygdali
Lineage: Eukaryota; Fungi; Ascomycota; Sordariomycetes; Diaporthales; Diaporthaceae
Product: leucine rich repeat domain-containing protein
Exons: 1
Coding region: 1-1938 (645 amino acids)
Source: RefSeq, a predicted model, not a curated record
AUGGCCGUCCCAACAGCUGCGAACGCGGCACCAGCCAAGGUGAAAGAUCACUCCACCAACUACAAAAUCUCCCCCGAGAGCCCCAAGCCACCCUCGCCUAGCCUUCCCAACUCUCGCACGUCUUUCUCAUCCAUCAGGGAGGACGACACCGACUUGGCCCAAACCUUCACCUCCUCCAAAGUCUCUUGCUAUACCCUACAACAGGAGCAAGCAGUAAUCGACGACGACUCGCCUGGUACUAUGGUUUCACAGGCACAAUUCUUCGCACCACUCACUCAGCCAGGCAGCAGACUGCACGGCAACUGGUUUCCUGCCGACGACUUUAAGGGAUGGAAGCAGAUCAAUGUCCGCGGAAGGCUGGCGAGCCGGAGCUUUGGUGACCUCGCAUCGCUGGCCCUGGCCUGGGAGCCCAGACCCGCUCCCACGAAGCGCCGGCCAUCCAAGGUCACCGGCGAGUCUGCCCUUGAGAGGCUGCCUUUGGAGCUCCUCAGCUCCAUCAUUAACCUGCUCCUCCUGGAUAUACCGCCGAAUGGCAUUACGAAGCGAAACAUGGACCUGAUGUCCCUGCUGCUCGCGUCCAAGAAGCUCCACGGCGCGACAUUGCUCACCCUCUAUCGCCAAAUUACCAUCCCACACUCGAGGAUCUUUCAGAAAUUCCUCUCCCACGUCGCUUCACACCCGUCCUUGGGUACUUUGGUGCGACGUUUCGACUUCUGCCACUUCAAUCCUACUACCUUGUUCAUGACCGCCAGUGAGCGGUCUCAGGCCCGCAAUCUGACCUCUGACACAUUGCUCCAAGCAUUGGAGCUCACACCACACCUGCAGGAGUUCCUCGCACAGGAGCAUAUCGACGACGAGUUGGACGCCAGGGUGCUGGGGAAGCUGUUUUUUAAUCUGGAAAGGGUUCAGGCUCUGGACUUCUGUGGUUGCUCGUGCGCGUCUUUCCGCGACGCCUUUACCGCCACCAUCUGCUCAGCCGAAUGGAAGGAACCUCUCGGACUGAAGAGGCUGUCUCUGCACAAGUGUACGACGCUUCCCGUGGCGGUCUUUGAAGCGCUUCUGCCGAACCUCCCCCAUCUCACUCACCUCGACAUCGCUGGGACGCAGGUCACGGACGCGGCGCUGGCCUCCCUGCCCAGCUCUGCGCGUAUCACCCACCUCAAUAUCGCCAAGUGUAACAAGCUCUCGGCAGACGCGAUCAUGGAAUUCAUUUCCACUCACCCAGCUGUCACCCAAUCGCUCGUCUGGCUAUCCCUCGGGACAGACGCCCGGGUCCACGAGACCUUCGACGCUGACGCCAUCACAAGGCUCUUGCCACUCCUGCCCGCGACGCUGAAGUCGCUCUCCCUCAAGGGCAGCAGCAUGAACCAGUCACACAUCCCCCUGCUGCGCCCGCUGACCAAGCACCUGGAGGAGCUGGCCCUGGGCCGCGGCCUGGGCGUGAGCGACACAAACGGGCUCUUCGUGCCAGACGUGGACGGCAUCGAGGUGGACGCCGACGGCGACCGCGUGAUGACGACGCUGGACGCGUGGGAGCCGCACACGCUGCGCUACCUGGACCUCUCGGACAUGUGGAGCGGGGACCUGGACCUGCCGACGCUGUACAACACCUCGUCGUGCGCGCUGCUGACGGGCCAGACGGGCCCGCUCGAGGUCAUCGAGGUGCCCGAGGACGUCGCGCGCCGGCUGGCCAAGGGCCACGCGCCCCUCACCAGGCUGGGCUGGCGCGUCAGCGAGCUGGGCAGCCGGACGUGGGUCGUGCGCGACCACCACCAGCAGCAGGGCCAGGGCCAGGGCCAGGGCCACGCCCAACACCACGACAACGGCAGCAGGGGCUGGAAGAUGGGCGCCGAGAACUGGGGGAUGCGCAAGGUGCCCAUGGCCAGGGCCGAGGUCGGCGGCAUGUACGGCAGCUACAUGUUCGCGAGGAAGCUGUAA